Heterocephalus glaber (naked mole-rat) is the source of this 5100-nucleotide messenger RNA. The record is from RefSeq and is a predicted model, not a curated record. Lineage: Eukaryota; Metazoa; Chordata; Mammalia; Rodentia; Bathyergidae.
CCUGUCCACCCUUUGGCUCCCACCAUCGGAAGGAAAGCUCUGUCAGCACUCUGCCUGGCUGACUCAGGAUUCCCAUCUGCUGGUGACAAAGAGGUGCAGCAAAAACGAUCCCUUUUUGACCACUUCUCUUCCUGCUGCAAUUUCCAGGAAUCUAGUGUAGCAAAGGCUUAUAUUUGGCACCCUUUACCCUGCAUAUUAUUCUUACAAGGCUGUGAAGUCAAAGGACAUUAAAGAAUAUAUUCUAAGAAGCAGUGCCAUAUUGUGGUCACUAACUCAAAGAAGAAACUGCAUCUACCUGGUUCUCUUCCUGACCCCUCAAGCCUGGGCAGCAUUAUAUAAAGCAAUGUGGUGUAUAAAUGAGUGACUCCCAAAAGCAUCAGCCUGUUGUCUUAUUUCUUUUGCUAUAAUGGAGGGUCCUUGGUGAGAAGCAGUGUUGUGUGAGAUGUAUCAAAAUGGAACAGCAAUCCCCAGUCCCCAGCUUGCUCUGUGGCCCUGAGAAUCCAGGGAGUGGGAAAAAGCAAGUCCAUAUGCAGAACAAUGAAUAUUCCAGAGAAGAGCCUUCUGUUAGAGAAGGGGCCUGGUGUCACAGACCUCUGUCAGGAAGCUGGCUGCUACCUUGAGUUCUGGUAUGUCAUAGAUAGGGCUGGUCAUUGCUGCUGGCAGGUUGGUCUCUGAGCAGUGGUCAGGGCCAGGUCAGCAUUGGUAAGAGGGAUUCCACCUUGCCGAGCCAUUAUGCUGUCUCUGCCACUUCCAUGUGGCCACUUGGUGCAUGAGCCAAUUAAACACAAGCUGUUAAGUCUGAAGAAAGGCUGGCUGACAUCCACAGGCCUGGGUGUCUCAUCCGCCUGGUUACUGUGAGCCUCCUCUGUUGUGAGACCUUUUGGCAAGCAUGAACAUGGACCACAAAUAGCUUCAUUCUCUGAGCCCACUGGCAUUAUUCCCAGACCAUCUCCAUACCAGGCUCAGACCCAUCCCUUGUGUGAACCUCUUUGCCUGGUGUUUUUAAAUGUACCUGGGGUUUGUUUUACUCAGGAGUGGUAAGGCACAGACAUGAAAAUGACAUGAAGGAAGAUGUCUGUACCCACAGUUCCCUAGAAGUAGGGCCACAUGGGGAAUACCAGAGCCAGCCAGAAGGCAGAGUAUGGGGCUGAGGGUUGUGGGCAACAGCCUGUGUUGUGGCUUUUGUGGGAAAGGUAAAGAAACAGCAGGCAGGCAGGUUUGGGAUUGGCUCAUUGGAUAAUUUCAGCAGGCUCUGGACUCCUCUAGCCGCUGGUUGCCUCUAGUUGUCUGGGACUUGGCUGAGUUGAUUAUGGUGGGGGAAAAACUUUGGCUCAACCAGGAGAGCCCCACAAAGGAGGAGUUAAAGUCUCAGGACUGGCUAGUUUGCAUAUGAAUGGGCUGCUCCUGCAGGGCUAGGGGAAAUCUUGCCAUCUCCUGGCCAGCCCUGGGAAGGGUGUAAGUCCCCGUCAGUGAGGCUUCAGAUGCCAGGGCAUCAAGAAUACAGAAAAUAAGCAAAUGUAGCUAAUAUACCUGGUGACAGUGUAAAUGUGUUACCUGAGAGCAUUUCUCCUCCUAGGCUAAGCACACUGCUUAGAGUCUGCCUGCUUCUCCUCCUCACUCUCUAAGGGCGACCCCAACCGUAUUACCAGCUGUCCACUGUGCGCUUUUGCCAGCAGUCCAUGCAGUUAUCUGUGAACCAGGCUCAGAGUUUGUCUUCCUCAGUCAUUUGGAACAGGGAAGUCCCUGUGAGUCUGAAGCAGGGCCAGAUGCAUGAGGAGUGUGAAAGGCUUGAGGAAUAUUAGUGUGCCUGGUUAGAGGAGGGAACAAGAGGAUAGUGAGGCUGCAGGGUGGCUCAGACUGCUACAUCCACAGCUCAUAGUGGGGGCCUUUCACUGGCUGCCAGGAGCCCCCGGAGCAAGGUCUAAUGGACUGAGGAGUCCAGCAGCCAUUGAGGUCCAUGGAGGGUCUCCAGGUUUACUUCCCACCCUAAGCUCAGAAGACUGCUGCUGUGGCCAAGGAUCGCAGCUUCUCCCAUCUCCUCACUGCUGGAUCCUGCCCCUGACCAGGCCAGAGGGACUUCCCAGGCUGCAGGCAACUUUCCAUUCCAUAGCUGUUGCUGGACAUGACCUAACAAAUCAGCCAUAAUGCCUCUUUCCCUCUCUUAAUUCUCAUGGAAAGCACCAGGCUCGUCCCUCCUCAUCCUGCAGUUUGAAUAGAAUUUCUCAAACUUGGAUGUUCUAUUUCAAACCUUGGUAAAAAUAGCUGUCAUUUGGUUUCUAUAAGGCCUGCUGGUGAAAAACAUUUCCUGGUAAUUUUAGAUGAAUAUGGUUUCCCUCUCCAAGUCACCAGUAUUCCAUUUGCCUUCUUAGGCUCCAUGAGUCAUCCUCAGACCCCCCCCCCUUUUUUUUAGGAGGAAAGUAUUUUAAAGGGAAGGGAUACAUGAUGGAAAUAUCUUUAGCCCAAAUGCUUCAAACUCCAUCUCUGCCAGGACUCCUUCAUCUGUCUGUAGCCCCUACCUCUCUCCUGAGCCUUUCCAGGGAUCUUGGGCAUUCUUUGGAUGAUCCCUUUGGCUCUUAUGCUGCCCUCAUGGGGAGCCUAAAUUGCCUCUUUCUUUUUUCUAUGAGUAGCUCCAUAGUCACCAGUCACUCAUGCUCUGCCUUCAGCAGGAGCCUUUCUUCCCCUAUCUGUGCAACCUUCCACUCAGUGGGUACUUGGGAGCAUCGGUUGCUUCCCCAGCUAUCUAAUGCUGUCUUUUCUUCUCAAAACCCAUCUGAACAGUAGUUUCAAAAAUGUAUCCCUUCUCAACCGUUUUGGAACCAUCUUUUCUUUCCCAAUCAUAAUGCCCGCAUUCUAAUGCAGUCAUUCUAAGCAUGUUCACUCAGUACUUACCGUGUGCUAGGAACUGUUCUGGGUCCUAGAGAUAUAAUGAUGUGUAAGAAGACUGGUCUCGGAGCUUGAGUGGGCGGCAGCACGCGGGUAGGGCUGCGUGGGUUGCCCUCUGCAGCCGCGUCUCUGCCAUCCCCCUCACCAUACUGGGGCGUUGUACGUCUCCUUCCGGGACCGAAGCCGCCCGCAGUAGUGGGCAGCCCCAGCCGCAUCCCCCCUCAGCACCCGGAGGGCACGCUGGAGAGAGAAUGAGCCAGAGGGACACGCUGGUGCAUCUGUUUGCCGGGGCAUGUGGUGGCACAGUGGGAGCUGUUCUGGCAUGUCCACUGGAAGUUGUGAAAACACGGCUGCAGUCGUCUUCUGUGACACUUUGUAUCUCGGAAGUUCAGCUGAACACCAUGGCUGGAGCCAGUGUUAACCAAGUGGUGUCUCCUGGACCCCUCCAUUGCCUAAAAGUAAUCUUGGAAAAAGAAGGGCCUUGUUCCUUGUUUAGAGGAUUAGGCCCCAAUAUAGUGGGGGUGGCCCCUUCCAGAGCAAUAUACUUUGCUGCUUACUCCAACUGCAAGGAGAAAUUGAAUGGUGUAUUUGAUCCUGAUUCUACCCAGGUUCACAUGAUUUCGGCUGCAGUGGCAGGUUUUACUGCAAUCACUGCAACCAACCCCAUUUGGCUUAUAAAGACUCGGUUACAGCUUGAUGCAAGGAACCGUGGGGAAAAGCAAAUGGGUGCUUUUGAAUGUAUCUGUAAAGUGUAUCAAACAGAUGGACUGAAAGGAUUUUACAGGGGCAUGUCUGCUUCCUAUGCUGGCAUAUCAGAGACUGUUAUCUAUUUUGUUAUUUAUGAAAAUAUAAAGCAAAAACUACUGGAAUGUAAGACUGCUUCUAUGAUAGAAAACGGUGAAGAGUCUAUAAAAGAAGCAUCAGAUUUUGUGGAAAAGAUGCUUGCUGCUGCCACCUCAAUAACUUGUGCCACAACUAUAGCAUAUCCACAUGAAGUUGUAAGAACAAGACUACGUGAAGAAGGAACAAAAUAUAGAUCCUUUUUUCAGACACUGUCUUUGGUGGUUCAAGAAGAAAGUUACAGAUCCCUCUACCGUGGUCUAACAACUCAUUUGGUGAGACAGAUUCCAAACACAGCCAUUAUGAUGGCCACCUAUGAAUUAGUGGUCUGCCUCCUCAAUGGAUAGCAGCACAGGCUUCCACACUGCAAGAGGGAAGACCAAAAGAUUACAGUGGAUCAUGGAAUAUUGGAGUCAGCAUGGUGGACAGAAAGAACAGUAGUUUGGGAACAUGUACCAUAAUGUGCCCAAGUGGAAGUUUGGUGAAGAUAGCUAUACCACAUUACUUAGUUUUUCAGUAAUGUGGAAAAACCUUAGCCACCUCUAAAGGAAAUGCCUUUGGAAGCACUCCUUUGUCAAAAUUGCCAUUUCUCUGCUGUGUCCACCAGAUACAGUUGUGUUUUAUUGACCUAUAACAUUGAGAGUAUAGUGUUUAUUUCAAGAGGAUUUUUCAAGUCUUCUAAACAAAGCCAUCCUUAAAUAUGUACUGUACUGUAGAUAACAUAAAUAUCUAACUUCUGACUUUUAAUUUCUAUAAUACUGUAAGAUAACAAUAAUUGGUAGAUACUCAGUAUUCCCAUUUUGCUGAGAUGAUUUGGUACAAUAUUUUCAUUAUUUGGCACCAGUAAUCACUGUUUUUGACAACCAAGGAACUGUAGUCUAAAUAUCUUGUGUAUUAAAAUGUUUGAAUCUCUUCAGCUAACAGGUGUUUGAUGUUUAGCAUAAUGUAGACUUCAAAUUGUUACCAUAUAAAACUCACAUAAUACUUUGCAGAUUAAAAAAUUAACCAAUAAAAUAUUGAUUCUUGACCAAAAAAAAAAAAAAGACUGGUCUCCACCCUUAAGGAGCUUAUGAUCUAGUAGGAAAAGCAAAAGAAUAAACAGGUACAUUUACAGCAGUGUGGUAGGUGUUAGGGCAGGGACCAUGUGUUAACAUCACAAGAGGAAGAAAAGGAGACAUUAUUUCUUAUCUUUUUUUUUUUACAAACCCUUGUGUCAAGGGCUGACUUUCAAUUGAUCGCAGAGAGGGAGCUGCUCUGAUGCUUACGAAACCCCGACCUGAAGCAGGUUGUCUACGAAAGGUUUAGCGCCAGGUUCCCCACGAACGUGCGAUUCGCGACGGGGGGAGAGGGCGGCCCCCUUUCCUGCCGCGCCCCUUU